CCAAUGAGAGGCGGGGGGAGGCGGGUUCGCGCCGCCAUGUCGCGGAGGCUGCUGCCCCGGGCGGAGAAGCGGCGGCGGCGGCAAGAGCAGCGGCAGCAACUGGAGGAGCCGCAGGAGCAUCAGGAACCACAGCAGCUGCAGCGGCGGCGUCGGCGGGCAGCGGGAGCCAUGGUGAAGAUGGCGGCGGCGGGCGGUGGCGGCGGCGGCGGCCGUUACUACGGUGGAGGCGGAGGAGGCGGCGGUGGCGGCAGCGAGGGCGGCCGGGCCCCAAAGCGACUAAAGACGGACAACGCUGGCGAGCAGCACGGAGGCGGCGGGGGAGGAGCCGGGGCGGCGGGCGGCGGCGGCGGCGGAGGGGAAAAUUAUGAUGACCCCCACAAAACCCCAGCCUCCCCGGUUGUCCACAUAAGAGGCCUGAUUGAUGGUGUGGUGGAAGCUGAUCUUGUGGAGGCCUUGCAGGAAUUUGGGCCUAUCAGUUAUGUGGUGGUGAUGCCCAAAAAGAGGCAGGCUCUGGUGGAGUUCGAGGACAUCCUGGGGGCCUGCAACGCUGUGAACUAUGCAGCGGACAACCAGAUCUACAUUGCCGGCCACCCCGCUUUUGUCAACUACUCAACCAGCCAGAAGAUCUCCCGGCCCGGUGACACAGACGACUCACGGAGUGUCAAUAGCGUGCUGCUCUUCACUAUCCUGAAUCCCAUCUACUCCAUUACAACGGAUGUUCUUUAUACCAUCUGCAACCCUUGUGGCCCUGUCCAGAGAAUUGUCAUCUUUCGGAAGAAUGGAGUCCAGGCCAUGGUGGAAUUUGACUCCGUGCAGAGUGCUCAGCGAGCCAAAGCGUCCCUCAAUGGGGCUGACAUCUAUUCUGGCUGUUGUACCCUUAAGAUUGAAUACGCUAAGCCGACACGUCUGAAUGUAUUCAAGAAUGAUCAGGAUACCUGGGACUAUACCAACCCCAACCUCAGUGGACAAGGUGACCCCGGCAGCAAUCCGAAUAAGCGUCAGAGACAGCCUCCUCUCCUGGGAGAUCACCCUGCAGAAUAUGGAGGGCCUCACGGUGGGUACCACAGCCAUUACCAUGAUGAGGGCUACGGGCCCCCUCCACCUCACUACGAAGGGAGAAGGAUGGGCCCACCAGUGGGGGGCCAUCGUCGGGGCCCAAGCCGAUAUGGCCCUCAGUAUGGCCACCCCCCGCCCCCUCCCCCACCGCCUGAGUAUGGCCCCCACGCAGACAGCCCUGUGCUGAUGGUAUAUGGCCUUGACCAGUCCAAGAUGAAUUGUGACCGUGUCUUCAAUGUCUUCUGUCUCUACGGCAAUGUGGAGAAGGUAAAGUUCAUGAAGAGCAAGCCGGGGGCUGCCAUGGUAGAGAUGGCGGAUGGCUAUGCGGUGGACAGAGCAAUCACUCACCUCAACAACAACUUCAUGUUUGGACAGAAGCUGAAUGUGUGUGUUUCCAAGCAACAGGCUAUCAUGCCAGGCCAGUCCUAUGGGCUGGAAGAUGGGUCGUGCAGCUACAAAGACUUUAGUGGCUCACGCAACAAUCGGUUCUCCACCCCGGAGCAGGCAGCUAAGAACAGGAUCCAGCACCCCAGCAAUGUGCUGCACUUCUUCAAUGCACCCCUGGAAGUUACUGAAGAAAACUUCUUUGAGAUCUGCGAUGAGCUAGGAGUGAAGCGGCCUGCUUCAGUGAAGGUGUUUUCAGGGAAAAGUGAAAGAAGCUCCUCAGGCCUAUUGGAGUGGGAGUCCAAGAGUGAUGCCCUGGAGACCCUGGGCUUCCUGAACCAUUACCAGAUGAAGAAUCCAAAUGGUCCGUACCCCUACACCCUGAAGCUGUGUUUCUCCACCGCUCAGCACGCUUCCUAAUUGCACACCCAGGAUGAGGCCCAAGCAGGAAACCCACCCUCCUUUCCUUUCUGCCGUUUUUUGCAAAAGUUCUUGUAUUCCUUUUCUAAUGCUAGUUUUAGUAGAGGCUUAACCAUAAUGGAAACCCUGCAAGUCUGGAGAGAGGGGCAUCUCCAUCUCCAAGAUUAACCUUCACUUUUUGAAAUUAUUGUACAUGUGAUUUUUUUUUUCCUGUUCAUACAUUUGUGCUGCCUGCCCCUGUGCUUCCAGCACAUUUCAAUAAAAUUGUUUGGAAAAUAAACGUUGUGGUUAUAUGA
This is a messenger RNA of Phascolarctos cinereus (koala), 2156 nucleotides long. It is a transcript of the gene HNRNPL, whose product is annotated as heterogeneous nuclear ribonucleoprotein L. NCBI's taxonomy places the organism in Eukaryota, Metazoa, Chordata, Mammalia, Diprotodontia, Phascolarctidae. The record is from RefSeq and is a predicted model, not a curated record. Gene Ontology annotation, molecular function: RNA binding. Gene Ontology annotation, biological process: mRNA processing. Gene Ontology annotation, cellular component: nucleus.